AUGGCGAGGUGCUGCACAGAGGCCGUCGUCGAUGACUGGCUCUGCCCUCUUUCGGAGUAUUGCGCAGUCGACCAGUCGGUCGGGUCGCGGUGUGCUUGUCGAGAGCAAAGGCCGGAUCAUGGCGCUAAAACGGCCUGGUCUGAGCAAUACGGGUCAUUUGCUUUGGGGCUGAAUCUUGAUCCAGCAUGCUCAUCAUGCCUCGAGGCUAUCCUCACUUGGCUCACAUCUAUUGUAGGAGCCCAGUCCCGGCAUUGCCAUCCUCUGCUCCCGGCCUACCUGAUCUCUUCCACCCCGGAGCGCGUGCGUAUCGAUAGCACCAGAUCCGCGAGCCCGGCGUACCCACAGAUCCUCAGUAUCCGACGACAGAUCAGCAUCCUCGCCCAAGCAGCCACGAUCGAAUAUCACUCGACGCCACAUCGUUUCAUUUGGCAGACUGCAGCUGAACCCUCAAAUCGAGCAAGCGAAGGACGGGGCCGCUAUCCGUACCUGUCUGUGCUCAGCUUCCAGAUACGACAAGUCCAGAUCUGUGGACUGGGGAGAGCGCGGGAAGAAGCAAAGCGCAGCAGUGGGCCUGAUAGUCUGCGGUAG
Pyrenophora tritici-repentis Pt-1C-BFP is the source of this 588-nucleotide messenger RNA. Lineage: Eukaryota; Fungi; Ascomycota; Dothideomycetes; Pleosporales; Pleosporaceae. The record is from RefSeq and is a predicted model, not a curated record.